Messenger RNA from Spirometra erinaceieuropaei, 852 nucleotides. Lineage: Eukaryota; Metazoa; Platyhelminthes; Cestoda; Diphyllobothriidea; Diphyllobothriidae. The record is from the annotation of a GenBank genome assembly.
AUGCACACGAAGACCUACAAAGAAUUUGGCGGUCGCUCUCGAGACCGUGCUGUGAACUCCUGUCCCCUGAUCGAUGAUCGUUCCAACUCUGCGUCACCAACGCGACGGCAGCCUCACCCGGCGGGCAUGCAGGCUCUUGGGGGCUUCCUGGGCCAGCCAAUUGGGAAUGAGGACCGCGUCUUAGAGUGGCCGCCGCCAGAACCAAGACCCUUCUUUAUGCGACCAAUGAUUACUACCUUUACAGCAAUGUUUGGAACUCGUACGUUCCCCCCACACAACCCAAACGUGUGGUUUUUUGGGCCUACAGCAAACGUCCAACAACUUGUGUUUGACGAUGGACCGGACAUUAUUGAAGAGGGUGCUCCACCAGAGCUAGCUCAUGCCCAGAGCUCUGGCCUUCAUCGGACCUCCUCUCAACUCUCUCCCUCAUCAAGUGGCGAAGGGAGUAAUGCGGAUGACUCGCAUUCAUCACCUCGUGGUUCACUAGUUAUUCAUAAUGUGGGUGCCAGCAUGUUCUUAGAUGUACCCGCAUCACAGACCGAGACAGGUGAAGGCCCAGCGACGAUACAGCAAACGCGGAGACGGCCUGAUCAUAUGGACGUAGAGGAAGACGGCUACAUAGUCGAAACACCUGGCAUCUCAACAGUACCCUCGUCCGAGAAUAUCCACGACGUUAUACGAGUGCAGCAGAGGAUCGUCGAGCCACCUCCGCGUCAGAUAGUCUUUAUUGUAAUGGACACCAACCGGGCUGGAGCCGAUUUAGAGGAUUCCUAUCCCUACAUGAUGAAUGAUAUUCAAUGGGCCAUGCAGCAACUCAUCAGUGGAAUGAGCAGUGAAUCGACGGAUGGCUGA